This is a messenger RNA of Octodon degus (degu), 937 nucleotides long. Its product is annotated as putative alpha-1-antitrypsin-related protein. Gene Ontology annotation, biological process: negative regulation of endopeptidase activity. NCBI's taxonomy places the organism in Eukaryota, Metazoa, Chordata, Mammalia, Rodentia, Octodontidae. The transcript has 4 exons. Gene Ontology annotation, molecular function: serine-type endopeptidase inhibitor activity. The coding region runs from base 4 to 846 and encodes 280 amino acids. The record is from RefSeq and is a predicted model, not a curated record.
ACCAUGGGCAGCAGCCUGUUCAUCCACGAGAGUCUGAAGCCAGUGGAUCAGUUUCUGCAGGAUACUGAGGAGCUGUACCACGCAGGAGUCAUCUCCAUCAACUUCACAGACGCCCAAGUCGCCAGAAAUCAGAUCAACAGCCGUGUGAAGAUGGAAACCCACGGAGAAAUAGCAGAUUUGGUCAGUGACCUGCAGGAAGGAACAACUCUUGCCCUGGCAAAUUACAUCUGCUUCCACGGAAAACUGCAUGAGGAACUUCUGCAAGAGCUCAUUGCAGAAGCAAACUUCCAAGUGCACAAGAAGCGAGCCAUCAUAGUGCCCAUGGUCCAUCGCCUAGGGAGAUUUUAUGUGCAGUGGUACCCAAGACUGUCCAGCUGGGUGCUGGUCCAGCACUAUGUGAGUGACACCAUAGCCUUCUUCAUCAUGCCCAACCUGGGGAAGAUGCAGCAGCUGCAGCAAAGACUCACCCGCAAGCACCUUGAUGCCAUCCAGAGGCACACUGCGCUUAGAUUUGUUCAUUUAUUUUUUCCAAAACUAUCGAUUUCUGGAGCCCAUGAUCUGAAGAGCCUCCUGGGUACUCUGGGCAUCACCAAGGUCUUCAGCAGUGCAGCUGACCUUUCUGGGGUCACAGAGGAGGCGCCCCUGAAGCUCUCCAAGGCCGUGCAUAGGGUGCAAGUGACCCUGGAUGAGAAGACAGAAGACACUGAGGUGGAUGAGGAAAACGAGACGCUCUGGCUAUCCAUCCCCACGAUCUCUUUCAAUAGGUCCUUCCUAGUUAUCAUAAAAGACGAAUUUACCAACUUUCCCCUCCUUGUGGGAAGAGUGCGGGAUCCCACACAGCACUAAUGUCCUCAGACUCAGUCCCCUUCUGGUCCAGGUCUCCUCACUGAGUGACAUUAAACAUAGGCUGGUCAGGACACUGCAUGCACCUGCGUCU